Molecule: messenger RNA, 825 nt
Organism: Auxenochlorella protothecoides
Lineage: Eukaryota; Viridiplantae; Chlorophyta; Trebouxiophyceae; Chlorellales; Chlorellaceae
Product: Peroxisomal 2,4-dienoyl-CoA reductase
Exons: 5
Coding region: 1-825 (274 amino acids)
Biological process (GO): fatty acid catabolic process
Molecular function (GO): 2,4-dienoyl-CoA reductase (NADPH) activity
Source: RefSeq, a predicted model, not a curated record
AUGGCGCCCCCGGUGUCUCCCUUCCGCACAGACAUCCUGAAGGGCAAGGUGGCCCUGAUCACAGGCGGUGGUUCUGGCAUCGGCUUUGAGAUCACCAGACAGCUAGGCUUGCAUGGUGCGAGCGUCGUGAUCUCCGGCAGACGCGUGGAGGGAGACGUACGGAAGUACGAGGCCUGCGAGGCCAUGGUGGCAGGCGCUGUUGCCAAGUUUGGGCGUCUGGACGUCCUGGUCAACUGCGCGGCCGGCAACUUCUUGGCAGCCCCAGAGCAGCUGUCGAGCAACGGCUUCCGGACCGUGCUGGAGAUCGAUACCCUGGGCACCUUCAACAUGUGCAAGGCCGCCUUCCCCGCGCUGCAGUCCUCGGGCGCGGGCUCCAUCGUGAACAUCAGCGCCACGCUGCACUACGGCGCGACCUGGUACCAGGCCCACGCCUCCGCCGCCAAGGCGGCGAUCGACAGCCUGACCCGGAGCAUGGCGCUGGAGUGGGGGUCCUUUGGCAUCAGGGUCAAUGGCGUGGCGCCUGGCCCCAUCGCCGGCACGGCAGGCAUGGAGAAGCUGGCCCCGGGCAAGGCCUCGGCGCUGAGCGCUGAGGUGGCGCGCCGCGUGCCCGUGGGGCACAUGGGCGAGCGCGCCGACAUCGCCCUGGCCUGCAUUUACCUCUGCUCCUCGGCCGCCGGCUUCAUCACGGGGCACACCAUGGUCGUGGAUGGCGGCGAGUGGAUGUACAGGGAGCCCAUCGUGCCUCGUUCGAUGGUGGCCAAGGUCUCGCGCGGCGUGGAGGGCAAGAGCAGGGCGGUCGGCAUUGCAGGCAGCAGCAAGCUUUGA